Messenger RNA from Medicago truncatula (barrel medic), 1342 nucleotides. RefSeq names its product tRNA (adenine(58)-N(1))-methyltransferase catalytic subunit TRMT61A. Gene Ontology annotation, biological process: tRNA methylation. Bases 157 to 1086 code for a protein of 309 amino acids. NCBI's taxonomy places the organism in Eukaryota, Viridiplantae, Streptophyta, Magnoliopsida, Fabales, Fabaceae. The transcript is spliced from 4 exons. The record is from RefSeq and is a predicted model, not a curated record. Gene Ontology annotation, cellular component: tRNA (m1A) methyltransferase complex; nucleus. Gene Ontology annotation, molecular function: tRNA (adenine(58)-N1)-methyltransferase activity.
UUUUUUUAAUUUAACAAAACCCUUAAAACCACAAAAUUGAGUAACUCCCAUCAAAUCUGCCGUUGUCUCUUUGAACUCAACUGACCGGCUACUAACCGCAGUCAGAGUUCGUCGUCAGACGCAAUAGAGAGCUGCCCAGGUACUUGUUUAUUGAAAAUGUUGGCUAUCGAUUCUACAAGAAAGAUGUCAUUUAAUAGAACAAUUAGUAACGGUGAUUUGGCAAUUGUUUAUGCAAGGCAUGACAACAUGAAGCCAGUAACGGUAUCUGAGGGAUCGGUUUUACAGAAUCGAUUCGGUGUUUUUAAACAUUCAGAUUGGAUAGGAAAGUCAUUUGGGUCUAAAGUAUUCAGCAAUAAGGGCGGUUUUGUUUACUUAUUAGCACCUACUCCUGAAUUGUGGACUUUAGUUUUAAGCCACAGGACACAGAUUCUAUAUAUUGCAGAUAUCAGCUUUGUUGUUAUGUAUUUGGAGAUUGUUCCUGGUUUUGUCGUUCUUGAAUCUGGUACUGGAAGUGGGUCUUUAACUACUUCACUUGCAAGGGCAGUUGCUCCUACAGGACAUGUUUAUACGUUUGAUUUUCACGAACAAAGAUCUGGAUCAGCUAGGGAUGACUUUGAGAAGAUUGGUAUAAGCAGCUUAGUCACUGCAGGAGUGAGGGACAUUCAAGGCGAGGGAUUUCCUGAAGAAUUUGCUGGCUUGGCUGAUGCAGUUUUUUUGGAUCUGCCUCAACCUUGGCUAGCUAUUCCUUCAGCUGCAAAAAUGUUACGACAUGACGGCACUUUAUGUUCUUUCUCCCCCUGUAUUGAACAAGUACAACGAUCAUGUGAAACAAUGCAAUCCAACUUCACCGAUAUAAGGACUUUUGAGGUACUCCUACGGACAUACGAAGUUCGAGAAGGGAAAAUGGAAAGCUUAGAGAUUGACGGUGAUGACGGCUCUAAUGGUUCUCUUCCUCCUUGCAAGAGGAGGCAACGUUCAGAUGGAGCUAGUGUGGUUAGCUAUCCGAGUUCUUCUUCUGUUAUGGCUAGACCAUGUGGUGAAGCUAGAGGUCACACUGGUUAUUUGACAUUUGCAAGACUUAAUUAAAUGUCUGUCAUCAAGAUUAUUAUUGUAAUUUUAUGAUCUAUUCAAUUUUGACCUCAUACAACAGUUUAUUUUUAUCUUGAUUCACAACAAUUAUGUGGAUGGUUUCUGGUAAUUGUAAUCUCCGUAUAGGAAAUUCAUGUUUGGACAAUGUCCUUUUUUUUGUUUUAUAAUUAUAAUAUUUGAUAAUUCUGUAUUACAGUCACCGGAUGAAGAGGUUUGAUUUAAUGGGUGGAGAUUGAACAGCUCAUAAUGUGAA